Molecule: messenger RNA, 636 nt
Organism: Talaromyces atroroseus
Lineage: Eukaryota; Fungi; Ascomycota; Eurotiomycetes; Eurotiales; Trichocomaceae
Exons: 2
Coding region: 1-636 (211 amino acids)
Source: RefSeq, a predicted model, not a curated record
AUGAGUGUUCAGGAUUUUCAAUCUCCUAUCAACGAAGCGGAGCCCUUCCUCAAUGCCCGCUCCAAGGCUGUAGAGGAGCCGUCGGCGAUACCACCUCAAUACCGAUUCUGGCGGUCACAUUGGAUGACCGUUCUUGUUGCGAUCCUCCUCGGCUUUAUCCUCAUCCUCCAACUCAUUAGUCUCCAACUCGUGUCUGCCUCGGCUACUUCCCAAGUUCUUGCUACCUGCGGCUCUGAUGCUACCACUGCAAGCGCCAACAACUGCGUUUUUGAUCCCGUAACAUUUCACUGGCUCCCUCCGACGUGUGUUGAUCAGGUCCUAGCAGAUGACUUCCUGCAAACCUUGCCUAACGAUCUAAGUGUGUGGUACAAGCCGCAUAAUUCAAGUAUCGCCUCCUCGAACGCGAAUGGAUCCGUCGAUGCGUCCCAGUUGACGGUGAUACCGAAAGAGCACGUGGCACGAGGAGACUUUGGCGGCGAAGAAAGUGUCUUAGUACCUCAGCAAUAUCGCAGGUGGCAGUGUACCUUUCUCUGGAAGCGGUUCAAUAGGGGAGUGCAGAGAAGGACACUAGAUUUGCCACUUAAACUACAUUACAACGUCGAGGAGGAUAAUAGAGUCGACCCCCUUAUUCUCUGA